GGGGUGGAGGAGCUGUGGGGGAGGAAGGUUUGGAUGAUCAAACUUGCCAAUGAUGUUACGUAUAGACGGAUGAACCAGACCAUGGAGAAAAUGGUCAAAAUGACCGACUCCGAACACACCCAUUUCAUGCGCGUGGCCUUUGGUCAGACCUCCCCUAUGUUGCCAGACUACGAUUCUAUCGGGCCUCUGGAAUUUACGGAUCCUACGUUGAACGACUCCCAGAAGGAGGCUAUUCGGUUUGCUCUGGCGGCGCGCGAGAUUGCCCUCAUCCAUGGCCCGCCCGGGACCGGCAAGACGCACACGCUGAUCGAGUUGAUCGUGCAGAUGGUGCAGCGCAAGCAGCGGGUGCUGGUCUGCGGUCCGUCGAACAUCUCCGUCGACAAUAUCGUGGAGAGACUGGCGCCGAAGAAGGUCCCCGUGGUGCGCAUCGGACAUCCGGCGCGGUUGCUGCCGUCUGUUCUGGAUCAUUCAUUGGAAGUGCUGACGCAUACGUCGGAGGCGGCGGAGAUUGUUCGCGACGUCCGCAAAGAGAUCGACCAGAAGCAGGCAAGUAUUCGAAAGACCAGGUCAGCGCGGGAGCGACGAACCAUCUACGAUGAUCUGCGAGAACUGCGGCGCGAGUUCCGCGAGCGCGAGAACAAAUGUGUGGAGAACCUGGUCCGCGAGAGCAGCGUGGUGCUGGCAACGCUGCAUGGAGCAGGUGGCCAUCAGCUGAAGAACCAAAAGUUCGAUGUGGUCAUCAUCGAUGAGGCGAGUCAGGCACUGGAGGCGCAGUGCUGGAUCCCGUUGCUGUCGGCAUCCAAGGUGGUCCUGGCUGGUGAUCACUUGCAGCUGCCGCCGACCGUCAAGUCGACCAAAGAUGAUGUUAAAAAGAUGAAGGCCAAAGAGGACAAGAAAGAAAACGGGGAGUUGCUGGACAAUGUCUCGCUGGAGACGACUCUCUUCGACCGACUGCUGUCGAUGCAUGGGCCUGGAAUCAAACGGAUGCUCACGACGCAAUACCGGAUGCACGAGAAGAUAAUGCAAUUUCCGUCGGACGAGUUGUAUGACUCUAAAUUGAUGGCUGCAGACUCUGUCAAAGCUCGACUACUCAAGGACCUACCCUACGAAGUGGAGGAGACGGAUGACACCAAAGAGCCGCUGGUGUUCUGGGAUACGCAAGGUGGUGAUUUCCCUGAAAAGACCGAGGAUGCGGAUCUGGGCAAGAAAGCCCACCUGGGCGACAGUAAGAGCAACGACAUGGAGGCUCUAGUGGUGAGCCGGCACGUCGAUGCGCUGGUGGACGCAGGGAUACACCCCGAAGAUAUUGCGGUGAUUACACCAUACAACGGUCAGCUGGCCGUGCUGUCGCAGAUGCUGCGAGAGAAAUACCCCAGCAUUGAGCUGGGCAGUGUCGACGGGUUCCAAGGGCGUGAAAAGGAAGCGGUGGUGGUGAGUCUGGUGCGCAGCAACAGCGAGCACGAAGUGGGAUUCUUAGGGGAACGGCGUCGUCUCAACGGUAAGAUCCCUGCCAAGUGGCGAGGGUGCAUGGACUGACAGCAUUAGUGGCCAUGACGCGGCCGAAACGGCAUCUGUGCAUCUGCGGUGACUCGGAGACGAUUAGCAAGGGCAGUGGGUUCCUGAAGCGAUGGAUGGGAUU
Molecule: messenger RNA, 1639 nt
Organism: Aspergillus costaricaensis CBS 115574
Lineage: Eukaryota; Fungi; Ascomycota; Eurotiomycetes; Eurotiales; Aspergillaceae
Product: putative DNA helicase
Exons: 4
Coding region: 34-1536 (500 amino acids)
Molecular function (GO): ATP hydrolysis activity; 5'-3' DNA helicase activity
Source: RefSeq, a predicted model, not a curated record